GAACAACAGGUUCGCUGACUCUUUGGGAGCGCGGGCCUCAGGCUUUCUGGCAACGUUUGGUCUAGCCUUUCCGCAUGAAGACGGCGUGGUUUCAGACCUUCAUGCAGCGAGCUACGCCUUACGCCGCAUUUGCUGCGCGCUGUUGGUGGUCUUGCGCGACGCGGAUGGUUGUGGUUGGACAAGAGCCGCGAGAAUCCAACAUGAAAAACACAAAUCGUCGCCCCGUGAAACUGCGGAUAAGGUUACGCCUUGCUGCAAAUGCCCAUUUUGCGGCAGUGACAGACCGGGAAUACUUUUUGGUGGCGGACAUUCGGUGCCCCGCGCUGCGCUGCGUCUGCGUGGUGCCCCUGGCCAUCAUCUUACGGCGUCGGACCCUUAGCGUGGAGAGACCUUGCCGUCCUCCCCCCUGGGUAACGUAUGAUUGCGGUCGCGGCAGGAUGGUGGAUCGGCAUAAACAUAUACGCCUCUGCGUCCCCUUGGUGCCUUUUCUCGUCAUACAAACAUUGUUUCUCUCAUAUAACGGCUUUAUUCGCUUCUUAACUGAUAUCCAUUAUAACCACCGGUCGUGAUCGCAUAUAAUCAUUCACACGCUUCCUUACUUUCUUGAAUCGAGACUACUACCAUCUCCAAUACACACACGCCUUACAACAACCGUUCUUCUUCCGUCAAAAAUGUCAUACCCACCACUCUCGCCUAGCGGCCUGCCCAGCUCCCCACGAGCAAACCGCCAAAUGCAAAUGCUUUCUCCGCUCGACACAUCCUUCUCGGCCAACUCAUCACAAACAAACUCGCCUUACUCCAGCACAUCGGA
This is a messenger RNA of Alternaria rosae, 811 nucleotides long. RefSeq lists its product as uncharacterized. The record is from RefSeq and is a predicted model, not a curated record. The coding region runs from base 75 to 569 and encodes 164 amino acids. The transcript has a single exon. NCBI's taxonomy places the organism in Eukaryota, Fungi, Ascomycota, Dothideomycetes, Pleosporales, Pleosporaceae.